AUCGGGACGAUGACACUGUUAAACUAGACAGAACCGCACCAACUGCAUAGGACGAUCUCUUAUCUAGCUGUUCAAGGAUUGUUUUCCCACGAUCAUUUCGUCACAUUUUGCCAAAAUGUCGACCCCAGCGGAGGUAGCAAUGGCGGGCGGGUUUACCUACGGCUUAACAGAUAUAGAUGGCGUUGUUGAAAUGACUUUAAUCGCAGACAACUUAAGAAAUAUGAAGUCUUUUCGCCUCCGGGAAGAUGACAUACUUUUGUGCACAUACCCUAAGUCAGGUACACACUGGACUUGGGAGAUCCUCAACAUGAUCGUGGCAGGCAAGGCCGAGUACACCAAACACUGGCAGAAUUCAGCCUGGCUGGAAUACAGGACGGAGGAAGAACUGGAGACACUGGCAUCACCGAGGAUAUUCCACACACAUCUGCGUCCAAGGCAGCUGCCCGAGUCGGUGUGGAAGCUGGGGUGCAAGAUUGUGUUUGUCCAGAGGAACCCCAAGGACUGUGUUGUGUCCAGCUUCUGUCAGGAGAGCAGCCAGAUGUGGACAGAUGACGCCAGAGACACGGUCUGCUUUACAGGGUCAUGGAGUGACUUUCUGUCUUUGUAUCAGGAUGGUUGUGUUGUUUUCGGAUCGAUUUUCGAUUAUAUUCUGGAUUGGAACAAAGCGGCUGAGCAAUUCAACAUCUGCCAGGUUCAGUAUGAAGAUAUGAAAAAGAACUGCUCGAAAGAGAUAAGAAGAAUGGCUGAAUAUCUUGACCGCCCUCUGCCGGAGAAGACGUAUGUGGAAAUAGCAGAGGCGUGUUCCUUCAGCAACCUGAAACACGCCAACGAGAAGAUCAAGGAUCAGACCUAUCACUUCCAGUGGCAACAGGGAACUAGUGGAUACUUCAGAAAAGGGAAAUCCGGAGGCUGGAGGAACUGGUUUACAGUGGCACAAAGCGAACGGUUCAACGAAAUAUACAAAUCAAAGUUCAACAAACCUUUCCCCUACUGAAUUACACGUCCGGGAUGUGUGCACAAACGACCUUCGUGCGCUAAGGACAGUCUCAGGUUUCUGUCAGCUGGAAUGUAACACGCAUACAAAUAGUGGCUGUUCUAUAAUCAGAUUCAGAGGAGGGGCUAGGAAAUAUUACUUAUGAACAGGUGUGUGAGUUGAGCCUAAAGAUGGACGAUACCAAAUGAUAUAUACGUAUACAUAAAAUAACUGAGGAUAUUAUCCAAAUAAGCCAUGGCUUCUUAAUGCUUGUCUACCCAACCGUAUUACGAGCCAUGUACAAUUGAUCUCAACUGUGUAAAAUACUCUUAAAACUUAAUGCGAGUUACAUUUCUGACGAAAUUCAUGGGAGGGUUAUUAACGGUCACAAAACUAGUUUUAGACAAACGGAUACUAAAUGUACGAAGCCUUGCAGUGAUAUCAACGAAUAUUCGCCAUAUUCCAUAAUUAUUUCGAAUUGGGCACGUUUGAAUGAGUUCUGGGCAGUUUGUGGCGCGCAGUUUUGUGUUUUGAGAUUCGAUUAUUAUUUUCAUGCUGCUAUCGAAAUACCACAGAAGACAAAUGUUAAUAAUAAUAAAUGGUGUUUUGCUUUAGUA
Haliotis rubra (blacklip abalone) is the source of this 1590-nucleotide messenger RNA. Its product is annotated as sulfotransferase 1C2-like. The transcript has 7 exons. The record is from RefSeq and is a predicted model, not a curated record. Lineage: Eukaryota; Metazoa; Mollusca; Gastropoda; Lepetellida; Haliotidae. Gene Ontology annotation, cellular component: cytoplasm. Gene Ontology annotation, molecular function: sulfotransferase activity. Gene Ontology annotation, biological process: sulfation. The coding region runs from base 116 to 994 and encodes 292 amino acids.